UGGACUGCUACAGGUCUAAGUGCAUGGGGAAACCCACCCUUUCCAAUAACUAACUAACUAAGUUCCGUUCACGACCUUCAUGAACGACCGCAACCAUUAGAGAGGAGCGCGUUUUGAGUGAGUUUGGAAAUGAGGUAGCGGGAAGUAAUGCGGUGCUGUGGCCCGGUGUGAUUCACGGAAGUAAGAUUUUGACGGUAAUUUAGUCCAUCAAGCUGGAAAAAAGAAAGGUUGUGAAAAUGGGAUAUAUGUUGCUGCCUUAACAAACGUCUUAGCUAUAAGGGAAGUACUGAGGCAACCUGAGGGCCAUACUGUGCCUGGAAGGAUUAGGUCGAUUGAAAAAAUCCACUGAACCCGCGACUUUCCAGCUUGUAGCGUAGCCCCCACUAUGUUUGAAGUAGAGAAUAAAUUAGCUUUUUGGUAAAAUAUGAUGUGGUUCUAAUGAUUAAGUUUUAAACUUCUGAAGGGACUGUGGAUGAUGAGAAAUACGUACAGAAUAUUAACGAUGAAUUCUCAUGGGUAAUGGCCAUUUGGAAUAUUGACUUACCGUGAAAACAUUCUGAUGUGAAGGCAUGCCACAGGAUUCACAUGGGUUGCUUUUCUUAAACUGUUUAUAUUUAUAACUAGGUGAAUGAAUAUGUAUGUUUUCAGAAUCGUGGAAUUUCAACUUUAUGCACCUUCAGUACCAUAAAUUUCUCAUAGUGGCAUUAUUUAGUUUAUGAAUGAGAAUAUGAUUAAAUGUCAACUUAUGUCCUUUCCAGACUAGUUUGUUUGAGUUUAUAUUUGGCCAACAGCUUUACAGCUGGCUGAUGCAAGACUUUAUGCUUUUGAAGUAAUGAUGAGAUCAAUGUUUCUAUUUCUUUGUAUUCUUGUGUUCUGGUGGACUAUUUUCAGAGAAAUUAGCAGACUCCAGUAAUCCCUGAAGACUGAAAAUUUCUCAUUGGCAAACGAGCCAAACACAAGAAAGUAUCACCCAGAAGUGAACACAAGUCUUAUCUGAUGCAUAAUAUUUUUGCGGUAUGGACAUGUGCAUGAUUCUGUUUCAGAUAUUUUCAGUAUUAAAUAUGGACGAAGAAUUUAGGAAUACAGACACAGGAUUGGGAAUUUGUUCGUCCAUACGUCAGUUUGCACAUUUGAAUCAAGUGAUCUUUUCAAAGACAAAUCAAAUUUCACUUGCUUUGUUCUGUUUUUUGUUACCAGUUUUAUUCCUAGAACAGUGUGCAGUUUACUAUAUUGGUCUUGUUCCAAGCCAGUUCUACAAUGUUAUUGGACAAAAUGAUGUAAGAAGUUUUUAUGGAGUGUUGAUUUUAGCAGUUUCAUUAAUUUUUGCAGUUGCGGUGGUGAAGGGGGUUCGUUGGUUUGUUCAACAACAGUUGAAAGUUGGCUGGUGUCGGUGUUUGUAUCACUUUCUGCACCGCAUGUACUUCAUGCAUGCCCAUUACUACAAACUCUGCAUGCAUGGACACAAGGUUCACAAUGCAGAUGAAAUUAUCACACAAGAUGUGGAGAAGUUCUGCACACAAUAUAGUGAAGUUAUUGCAGAAAUAAUUACACUGCCUUUUGUGGUUUUGUUUUACACCUAUAUCACAUAUACAAAUUUGGGAUGGAUUGGUAUAGUUUCCAUAUAUGGUUUCAUUGGAUUUGGUAAAAUUGCAACUUCCUAUAUAAUGCAUCCCAUCAUCCAUUGGUCAGAACUGUAUGAAAGGCAGAUGACAAAGUUUAGACUUCAUCACUCCCAUAUACACGCAAACUCAGAAUCGUUUGCAUUCUGCGACUCAACUCAAACCGAAGCUCUAAAAGUUAGAGAGGAGUUUGACAAACUGAUAUCAACAGAACGACAAUUGUAUUGUUGGAAAUUUGCAUGGAACAUUACCAUUAAUUCAUUGGAUUGCUUUGGAAGUAUUCUGAGCUAUAUUCUUCUCUUUUUGCCUGUUUAUGGAGGCCUCUAUAAUAACUAUAAUGCUGUUCAAAUCAGUGUGUUGAUAAGUAAGAAUUCUUUUUAUGUUAUCUACUUUAUCUCAGUGCUAAGUUCAUUAAUGUCUGUGAGGGGGAAAAUGUCUACUUUGGCAGAAACAACUCAUCGAUUAUCAGAACUCAUUGAACAGUUGGAACAGCUGAUGGGGGGUGCUGAGGCUCAGAUACGAUGUCUGUCACAGAUAGGCUCAGAGAGGGCCUGGAAAAUGCAUGUUUAUGGUUGGAGUUUGGAGAAUGUGACAAUAAAAUUGCCACUUACAGAUCACGUAUUAAUCAAAGAUUUAACUCUGAAGAUACAGGCUGGGGAAAAUCUCUUAAUUAUUGGCGGUUCUUCCUCGGGCAAGUCCAGUUUGCUGAGAGUGUUACAUGGAUUGUGGGAUGUUAAUCAGGGAAAGAUUACAUGCAACAUCCCAGAUGGUCCAUCAGGAGUUGUGUUUGUACCACAGAAACCUGUGUUCAUAAGUGGAUGUCUUAGAGAGCAGAUUAUUUAUCCAUUCAAGGUAAUGGGAAAUGAAGGCACUGCAAGUGAUGAAAAUAUUUUGGAAUUAUUACAUUUGCUGGAUCUUGAAAUAUUGCUCUUCCAACUAGGAGGACUGGAUGCUGUAGUUCCCUGGAACUGGUUGGACACACUGUCUGAAAGUGAAUUGCAGCGAUUAAGUUUUCUCAGAGUAUUUUAUCAUCACCCCUUAUUUUCUGUGACUGAUGAGGCAACUUGUACACUGUCACCAAGGUAUGAAGAAAUUAUCAUGCAGAAAUGCUGUGAUUUGAACAUCACUAACAUCACAGCAGCACGCAGUGGAAUCACACUCUCAAAGUUCCACACAGCUGUUCUCUCCUUGGAUGGCACUGGUGGAUGGUCACUCGACUAUGUUAAUCACAAACUCUAACAAGUGCUACAAAAUGUUAGCCCCAAACUUUUUAUUUUAGUUCUGAUUUAAAAUGUAUGGAGUGCAUUGGGUCUUACAUUUUGAUUUUAAUAAGGAAAAAUUAAAAUUACUUCUGUUUAAAGGAAGUGUAAGCAGAAACUAAGAGCAAGGUAUAGCAUCUCCCAAAGCAAACAUCUGAAAGGGAAACGACAGAGAAAAUGGAAUGUAUGCCAGUCAUACGCUAAUAUCAUUUUUAUGGAUUCAGAGAUAUUGGAAUAUCAGUUUCAUGCAACAUCAUUAAAUUCAGCACAGUGGUGUGUUCAGAUGAUGCAGAGGAGCUGGUUUUCUUUACAGCAAACAGUUUCCCUUUGCAAGAAGUUGCCAUCACAUUUCAAGGCAAUGCUAGUGAAACUGUAUUCCGAUAUGCCAUCUGUUUACAUCAUUGAUAUAGGUGCAAGAUCUGUUGUCAUAAAAAAUCAGGUAAUGAAAGUCACAAUGUUAGAGUUGGCAGACUACACCAAACUACCACAGAAAGUGAUAGCGGAUUAAAGAUGUGUGCCUAAAAUGCAGCUGCCUAUGGGACUAGCAGUCUGGUGUCAAGACUACAGGUUGGAAGACUGGGCUGGUUUCAUAUUUCCUAGAAAAGGAGAGCAAGAGGAUUGUUGGAAAUGCAAAGAAUGCUUGUUCUGGAUGCAUUUAGAUACCAUCUGACCUCCUUAUCUGUCUUCCUUAUGUGACUGCUUUCAGAGAGGUUUUUCACCCAAAAUUCUGUCUAUGUUCAUACUUUCAUCAAGUGUCAGCACUGCAGGUGUCAUGUUGAGAUCACUGUUAAUUAUAUAAGAAUAUGAAAUUUAAGGUGAUCUACGUUCAGAGCUUCAUGAAGUCUUGAUUUGUUGAGAAAUGAAGCAACAUAAUGCCCAAUAACAACACUCGCUUUCCAGGAACUCCUCAAUAUACUACCAAGAUUUUCUUAUUUUGUUCACUAUUCAGAUGUAUAAAAUGUUUUAAAAAUGAUGUAUGAUAGGUUUGUCAAAUUAUUACCAUUUAUUUCAGAAAGCAGAAUUUAAUAACAUUUUACAGACUAGCAUAACUAGUAAAUGCUAACAACUUAAAAGUUGUGUCUUUUAAAUAUACUGCACAUAGAAGGUGCCUUUUGUACCCUAUAGAUGUGACUGAAUUAGGCAUAGUCAGCGAGGUAACCUUGGUUCCUGUGACCACAUUCUAAAUCUUGUAUCAUUUAAGUUUGUCUUCUUCCUGCAUUUUGUCAUAGCUCUUUCAUUUACCCAGUGAAAUCUGAAAUAACACGUAUAAUAA
Molecule: messenger RNA, 4151 nt
Organism: Cryptotermes secundus
Lineage: Eukaryota; Metazoa; Arthropoda; Insecta; Blattodea; Kalotermitidae
Product: ATP-binding cassette sub-family D member 4
Exons: 12
Coding region: 1017-2858 (613 amino acids)
Biological process (GO): very long-chain fatty acid catabolic process; long-chain fatty acid import into peroxisome; fatty acid beta-oxidation
Cellular component (GO): peroxisomal membrane
Molecular function (GO): ABC-type transporter activity; ATP binding; long-chain fatty acid transmembrane transporter activity
Source: RefSeq, a predicted model, not a curated record